This is a messenger RNA of Xyrichtys novacula (pearly razorfish), 9603 nucleotides long. The record is from the annotation of a GenBank genome assembly. Lineage: Eukaryota; Metazoa; Chordata; Actinopteri; Labriformes; Labridae.
UGACCAACUGAUCCAGAGGCAGGGAGGUCGAGCUCCAGGUAACAUCUUUUAAAUUAUUGUACAACAUUGUUCCAAGGUCCAUCGUGCUAGCUUACAUUAGCCAACCCGAGAGUUAGCGAUGUGUAAACACGGUCAUAAAGGGCUACACUAAGGUAACAAACUUAAUAACACACUCGCUCUCCAUCUACGCCUUCAUGUGGCAUGUUUUUAGUGAACUGUUGCAUAUUUCCUCGCGAUAUAUCUACGUUUCAUAAAGGUCUAAUGUGUUAUCAAGUAGCUGAGCCAUGUUUGUUUAGCUCGCGACGGCUACAUCAAGGCGACUGGUCCACAUCAAUAACGGAAACACGUCAUUUUACUUAAAAAAUAAAAGCAUUAUUUACUUUGAGGUGUGGGGUAAGCGUUAAAACUUUGAGUAUUUUCAGCGUGAAAUCGUUUAAUUUCCUCAAAUUAGGGUUCAACUAUGUGUAUUUGUAGCUGGUGCACAAUAGUCGUCUCGUAGCUUUAUUUGCAUUCAUUUUUAUUUAUAUUAAGCGGAAGCUUAGGCUUUUUUGAAUUGAAAAAAAAAUGUAUGAUGAGCUCCUGGGAGUAGUCUCAUCUGGUCACGAAAAGUCUAAUAAUAACGGUAAUGUACUUGGAUCGCCCAAAAUGCAAAACAGACCAGCUGCAACAAGAUAUCUAGUUCCUACAUAAUAAUUUCAAAUGUCUGUCUCCUCUGAGUGAGAAUAUUUGCUGUUAUUUCGUAGCAAAUAUUAAAACAAUUUUUUGGAAAAAAAAUACUGAUGCUCUGGACCAGAAGAUUAAUUAAGAGACAAGAGUUACUCUGUCCUCAGGGGUCUGAAGAUUCAAACAGAAGUAGCCCAGAGCAGAACAAAUGCAAACUUAACAUACAUGCUUUACUUUCUAACUUGUAGUUUUUAUAUAUUUAAAAAAAUUCUAUAUACAGUCUAAGUUUUGCAGUUUCCAGUCUUAACUUGACUAGGUUAAAAGGUUAUGUAGAGAUUUAUCAAAAACUUAACAUACCUGCUUUACUUCUUAACUUGUAGUUUUUAUAUAUAUGUAUGAAGGUUAUGUAGAGAUUUAUCAAAAAAUCUCUACAAUUUUUCAUGUUAAACUUAGAAUCAUCAGGCCUGACAUCUGUGGUGACCAAAAUAAAUUUACCAGCUAUGACUCAGUGACUCACUUCCUAUUCUCCCUUAUUUAAAUGAAAUGAGCUUCCUUAAUUUGCUCAUAAGCUCUGUGUGCUCUCAGACUGCAACAAUGUCUUUCCUGGACACUCUGCGUCAGUGGGACGAGGCUGUCACCUGUGUGGACCAAGGAGAUCUAUCAGAAGCUCUCAGGAUUUCCCUUUCUAUCCAAGAACCAAACUCCAAAAUUUUCUUUAACAUAGGCUGUCUACAGAUUAUCAACCAAGACCUGGAAGCUGCUGAAAAGGUAAAUCCCCACUUAAAAAAUCACACACACACUCACAUAUAUAUCUAGUAAUUUUUUGAUGUUAUCACAAAAAAGCAUUUAAUGCUGAUGUAGUCUCCGAUUGCAGAAGUGUUGAUAAUUUGAAGAUUGAAAGGGCGAGUCAUUCGAAAAGAAGAAGUAGAGUUUACCGUUUCUCUUUUCCUCUGGAGGAAGUUACAGUGUUUUCUGAUAUUUCACAGGCCUUUGAUUGCAGCAUUCAAAAAGACGAGCAUCUGGCUGCUGCCUUCUUUCAGAGAGGAAUCACAUUUUACAAAAAAGAGAGGCAAGCUUUCAACAUGUCUUCAUUUUUUUUAUUCAGCAACCCAAAUGCCAAAAGAGCUGAAUCACGUAAAAUGUACAUAGAAAUAUAAUUGUGUGGUUUGCAAAUCAUUUAAAUCCAUUAUGCUGUUGAAAAUAUUGCAAGGACAAUACACCAAAUGCUGACACUUAAACAUUGUUUCCAAUAAUGUUAAAUAUAUGCUCAUUUGAAAUAUGAUAUCAGCAACAUGUUUCAAAACUAGUGGGGCAGGGUCAUGUUUAACCACUGAGUUGCAUUAUCUUCUUAACUAGCACUCUGUUAACAUUUGGGAACCAAGGAGACCAGUCUCUGGAGUUUGAAAAGUGAAAUAUUGUCCCAUUUUUGCCCAAUUUCAUACUUCAGCUGCUCUCCUUAGCUGUAUUUGCCACAACACUCCAAAUGUUUUCAAUGGGUGGCAAGUCAGGACUGCAGGCAGACCAGUUUCUCAGCAGGACUCUUCUUCUACAGAGCCAUGCUGUUGUAAUCCCUGUAGUCAGAAUGUGGUUUGUAUGAAGGUCUUCCCUGAAAAAGUCUUUGUCUGGAUGUGAGCAGAUGUUGCUCCUAAACCUGUAGAUAUUUUUCAGCAUUAAUGGAGCCUCUGCAGAUGUGGAAGAUACCCAUGACACGAACUUUGAAAAUACCCAUAUACCAUCAGGGAUGCUGGAUUUGGGCUGGGAGCUGAGCACAAGCCAUUUUUCUCUCCCCCUCAGUCCUUCUUAAAUACGUUCAGGUCCAGAGCAUUCUCUGGUGCUCCUGGAUCCUGUUUCUAUCUAAUUUCCUUUUUGCAUGGUUCACUUUUAAUCUCAUUUGUAGAUGCAGAGAUGAACUGUGUUGGUUUUUGAAGUGAUUUUGAGCCCAUGCAGUGACUUCCACUCCAGAGUCCAGUCUAAUUUUAAUGCAGUGCUGCCUGAGGGUCUGAAGAUCAGGACCAUCCAGUCUUGGUUUUGGUCUUUGUCCCUUUAGUACAGAGAUGUCUCCAGAUUCUCUAAAGCUUUUAUUUAUGUUAUGUACUGUAGAUGAUGACAUCCACUCAUUCUCUCACAUUUGACACUCAGGAACAUUAUUCUGAAACUGUUGAACUAUCAGCUCACGCAGCUCUCACAGGAUGGUGAACCUCAUCUUUUUUACUUGUUUUGUUUUCCCUGUCCUUUUUAUGAACUUGUUACUGGCAUCAAAUUUCACCAUAAGUAUGCAUAUUUUCAUGAAACAAUCAAAUGUUUCGGUUUUAACAUUUGAAAUAUUGUCCUUUCUCUAUUUUGAUUAAAUAAAGACUUUUAAUGAUUUUUAAACUAUCAAAACCUUUUCAUUACAAUUUUGCACAGUAUCCAACUUUGUUCAAAAUAUUUAAUAGAAGACAUGCUGUGAUGAAUCUUGUCCUUUGUUACUACUUUUAUGAUUUAGCAGAGAUAUUCACCUGUUUUAUUUGGAUCCAAAGGUAUGAGGAGAGUUUAGGGGAUUUUAAACAAGCCUUCAAAGCACUGAGAGGGAACCAGCUCAUUGACUACAAAGCCCUUGGUCUCCGAUACAAAUUAUAUGCGUGUGAGGUGAGUCUUAUGAAGCAUACAUGAAGCAUACAUUUUUAAAAGACCGCUAUAUACCUUUUUUUUUUUGCUUCGGUUUUUACCAGAUAUUAUGGCCUCGUAGCAAACUCCAUUUUACCUCAGUUAUUCUAAACAGUUCAAACAGCUCUGUUAAUGCCCUGAAUUACAAUUUGACACAUUUCACUCCAUUAGAAAUCCUUACAAAUGCAGUUCAGAUAUUUUUUAAACUCUGUGAUCCUUUUAAUAGAUUAAAAGUGAAGAGUUUCAGCUGUAACAAGAUCUUUUCCUUCCUCAGGUUCUCCAUAAUGUGGCGCUGUGUGAGGCUCAGCUGGGGAACUGGGAGAAAGCUCAGGAUAACCUCCUGAAAGCUCUUGACUACAAGACUGAUGCCAAGCUCAACCUCAUUGACAGAGCACUGCAAUCCACACUGGUCAGUGAACAUACCAUCUUUUUACCAAAACACUCCGGUUACUGAAAAAGCCAGCUUCCGCUCCUCCACUUUGCCUGUUAAGUUGAUUAAAAUUUCGACUGAGUCACUUUAUUCAAUGUGGCUCCAAGAUGUCUUGUCAGAAAACUAUGGGCAAAGCCACUGUUAAUACGUUUUUGUUUUUUAAAAUUUAGACCAUCAAAUAGAGCCAAAUUGACAACAGUUCAGUAACUCAUCGUGGAUAAGAAUCCUUCCUAUGAUGUCAGAAACAAUCUGAUUAAAUCAACAACAUUUUAGUCUCAAUGCUGAUCCAAACAAUGUGAAAAGCUAUGCAUCUGAAAUGUUUGACACAUGAAUCUCUUGUGAUGGAUUUUCUCCAACAGAAACAGAAACUUUUCAAACUGGUCGACUUCCCAUCUAAAGUUCUUUUUAAACCAAAUAAGCACUACGUGGCCGAGCUGGAGAAGAAGGACUAUCUGGGCAAAGCAAAGGUACCUUUUUCUGUGCUGACACACCUCUGUAUUCAUGACAGUAUUCUUUUGUAUGUCAGACUUAAUUCAACUUCAUUGUUGUCAUGCAGGUUCUGAACACUGAGAUGUAGUUUAGCAUUAACCAGAUGUGCAAACACACUUUAAGUUGCUGAGUGUGCUGAGUGAUGUAAACAGGUACAGACAGCAUGAGCACCAACAGUAGCAGAUGUUACAUUAGACUGAGUCCAGCUCUGCACAUUCAGUAACAUUUCAGUCAAGGACCUAGUCAGUGAUUUUAUCUUUACCCUGUUUUGCAAAAUUAAAAAAGAGAAAAAAUAACUCAUUUAUUUCUCUGUCAUCUACAGGUUGUUGCCUCUGUAGUUCCUCAGGAUGAAUUCUCUGGAUUUGCUCCAUUACAGCCACAGGUGAGCUUUUCUUUUUCUAAGAUCUAAAAUAUUUACUUUUUGAAUAUUUACAAAAUGUGUCAUAGCUGAUUUGGUCUCAAGUGAACAGUUCUUUGCACAGCUGGUUAAACUUGGUUGUGCCUCUACAAACCUGAGAGCACACACAAAUCUAUGUUCUGAAACUGCUGUCUCAUUACUGUGCAGCUGAUAAACCACUUGCAAAUCAUCUCCUGCAUGUUUCACUAACAGCAUGUGGAGCCAUAGAUAAAUGUCUGUACUCUCUGCGUCUCACCUCUCAACUGUUCUAAAUUUGAUCCACGUUGAGAGUAGCGUCCUCAUUAUCAUGCUUUUCACUCAUUCUGUGCUGGUUUUAAAGUUAGAGAUGCUCAGUGGAUGUCACUCACAUAUAGGGAGGGGUUUUGGGUAGAGGAAGAGAGCAGGAUCUUCUCGACUACAUGGUUUACAGCAGCGAGGCCAUGUAAGAGCAGUUCACUCCUGCCUUGUCUGAAGAAAGAAAAUCUCUUCACUGUUUAGUAGAGACUUUAUUCAGUGUGUCUUUGACCACAACAAAUUAAAUUCAGAAACCCUAAUCUCGGUUUUCAUAAAAGGUGAGAUAAAAUCUAGAAUUAAAGGUUCAGCAAGGAAAAGACUAUUGAAAAAGACUAAAAAAUGCUUAUUCUCUAUCAUCAAUAAUCAAAUACCAUACAUAAUAAUUUCUGAAGCAUUGACUAGAUUUCUUGUCUUUCUGUUUACACCUGACAGGUAGAAGAUAAUCCAGUUCAUCCCAAAGAGCCUGAAGUCCUGAGGUACAACAGUCACUUUAGACAGUAGAAACAUGAAGCUCUUUGAAUAAACAUUCUGAUUAUUGAAGUGAUUAAUUUGAUUCCUCUUAAAGUUAUUUUUACCUUUAUGAUGUGUUUUCCACUGUACAAAGGGACAGAGGGGAAAGUAACAAGCAGAGCUAUGAAAUGGCAUGUUGUCGAAAGAAGAAAAUGGUGGUGCACUAUAAAGAAAUGUGUUAUUUAUAUAUAGUAAUAUUAAAGAUUGAUGUGUGUAAAGUCUCAGCAGUACGUUGUUUGUUUCUUCAGGGCUCUGGAGGGAGAACCUCACACAGUCCUGUUCGAGUUUAUUCCUGAGACUAAUGACGAGCUUGCUGUCGUUCCUGGAAACAUUGUGUUUGUGCUGCAGAAAGGAACAGACAACUGGGCUUCUGUCAUCUUCAAUGAAAGAGUAAGACGUUCAUCUUCGAUGAAAGAGUGAGACGUUGGUCUUCAUGUAAAGUCAUGAAUAUUUUUAAUUUGUUUAUUUGAGCAACAUUUCAAAUGUUUUUGAGACUUCACAUAUGUUGUACAAAAUAAACAACAGUGGCCCUGGCGUUGAACCUUGAGGAACCCCACAACUCGUGUAUUGAUUCCUGUUGUUUAGAUAUCUUAUCAGCCAAACAGUGCAGCUCCUCUUAUUCAAUAAUUUUUAAGUUAAUAUUAUCACUGAUUAAAUCAUUAUCAAUAAAUUGUGACCAAUCAUGUCAGAUGCUCUUUUUUAUGUUUAAUGUUAAAGAGAGUAUAUAAUCUGUGUUACAGAGGGGACUUGUUCCUUAUAACUACCUGGAACGUUUGGAGAUCUCAUUAGCUUCUAAACAAAAUGAGGUGAGGAAUGAACUAUACUAACUGUACACUAAUGUGGCAAGUGACACAAUAGUUUAUCAGUUUUUUGGAUCUAUCUUUGCACUUUAUAUGGCGUUUUCCUGAAUGCUGAAUUUCUUGAAUGCUGAACCAUCAUCAGGGCAUCUCUGUGCCUCCAAACCGAGCACCACCUACCAGACCUGAAAGAAAACAAGGUACACUGAUAUGACAGAGUUUGAGCAAACUUUGAAAACUACAUCCAUCCAGCAUAAAUUCUGCUGUAGAGGCAGGGAGAGUGCAAGUUCUAUCAAACAAUAUCUUUCCUGUCAAACUUUGUAUUGAAGGUGUUACUGGCAUCAAAAACAAGAAUGGAGACAUGCAUGUGCAGCAGAAGGUAUGUUGACUCUGAUCCUGCAUUUGUUCAGCCCUGCUCAUGAAAACAACAACUUUGCUGUCUUGGGAUUGUAGGUCAAUAUCUUGUCAACACACAUACUGAAAAAAUAAAGGCCUGUUUCUCUAUAUAUUUUAUUUUGUAUUUCAGAGAAAUGUUCUUUUUGCUGUCUUGCAAUAAAUGAACCACUAAACGUGAAUAUUUAACACAAUUUAAUCUACAUCUCCACUUAUUAAGAUUUGGAAAAAUUGCAUGCAUGAUUGUUGAUGACUCCCACUUAUUUAUUUUUAAUUGUGUAAUGACUUGGUUUCAUUUUUGUAUCUGUUUCAAUAUUUUCAGCCUGCAGAUGAUUCUUGUAUUGUCAAAGUCCGCUUCACUUUCACCUUUGCCGUCUCAGUACCAGCUGGAUCUUCUUGUGCUGUACUGAUGGAGAAAAUCAGCAAGAAGUUGAAUCUCCCAUAUAAUGCAAUCACCUUGAGGUAGUGCGCACAUUCAAAAAAUACAUUUUAGUUUUUAAAGCAUGUGUCUUAGUGAAUUUAAUCCUCUUGUUUGAUUUAGUUUGACCUCUGAGGGGACUGAAGAAAGUGUAAUCGACGCAGACACAGAAAUGGAAAGUGUGUGGAGUCGAGUUGAAGGUAGAUGGCCCACUCUGUGGUGUCACGCCAAAGAGGUAAGAAGUGAUUAAUGUCUGUGCAUGCUAGCUUCACAAGAUUAUCCUGUUGAUUUAGUUGGAGUUUCCAUCAAGGUUUAUGAAUGGGAGGCUUGUGAGGAGUUGGUGCUUUACCAAAGUCCUCAUUAGUUUGUUAGUUUUUUGUGCUAUUGUGUAUUAUGCCAUCAGAAACUCCUGCUUUCUGUUAAGUAAAAUUGCAGUUUUUGUCACAGAUUUCUGUGAUCCAAUCAUUACAUUACAAUGAGUUAUAAGGUUCCAUAUAAUCGUAAUUUUAGCUGUUAAAACAUGUAGUUGUCUUUUCAACAAGGUUUUGAGUUUAACUGCAAAAAAAAAAAAAAAAAAGGCAUCUGUGGUGGAUCUGCAGCCUCUCAGUUUGUAACCUCAUCGAUCAUCUAUGCAGUGAUCUGAGUAGGAGUUUGUGAUUAUAAGGCGCUGUGCUGAUUGGCUGUCUAAAAAUUGCCUGAGGCAGGUGGGUGCAGACAGAUGCAGAGGCAGAAAAAAACUUAACAAAUACCGUGAGGGCACCAGGAGAAUCAAACUCCAACCCAAUUAAUGACCCAAAUUUUGACACUAAACAGGAAGAGGCAACUGCUGAGGUGUUGCAUUGUUACAACAGCAUGUCUCUGAGUAGCACGCCAAAAUUUCAGUGUUGUUUCUACUUUCUUGCCUUGUGAUCAGCCUCUGUUGUUGAAGAAAUCCAAGGUGAAGGGGUUGGCACAAACAAAGACAUGAGUUACAGCUGUAGCUGACGCAUUAUUAAAAACAAAAAGCAGCCACUGUUUUCUUCAGUCCUGGGACAGAAAAUAGACAUUGGUGUUUUUCUUAGCCUACAAAUGUCUUUAUUUUUUCCUAAGAAAAGCAUGUACCUAAAGUUUGGUAUUGACUUUGAUUUCUGUGAAUACUAACUAAAAGUAAGUAUUCACAGAAGAGCUUGAUGUCUUGGCCCAACCCCUCUAUUGUGUUUGCUCUGCUGUGGGUGUCACCUCAUACUGUUGAAGGAAGGCUAUUCAGCUUUGCCGGAUACACAUGUAAACCAGUGAGGAGAGCCUAUUGUGAUGACAUCAUUAGUGAGUGAGUCUCACUGAGAUAUUGUGAGAUGUCCCAACAAACUGUUUUGAGCAGUUUACAUCUAUUUUCCAAGACUAUGACAACAUACGUUAAACUUGUGAUUUAAAAUUACACACAUCUAGUAUGGACACCAAACAAUGUAACUUUGCAUUUUUUGUGGUAAAUGUGGGCAAUAGCAAUUCCACCAUUUGAAGCUUGUUUUUUGAUAACAGAGAAAACUUUGAUGUAUUUUCUCUCUUAAGCAAACUGAUGGGGAGCCUCAGACCGAGAUUUACUUUGUAGCUCUUCAUACCUAUGAGUCUUCAAAUCCUGAAGACCUCAACUUCAGUGAAGGGGAUCAAAUCACAUUCAUCUCUCGAGGUAAGAAUUGAUCAUUUAGAGGGUUUAUAUACUAAACACUUGGAUUUUUUCAGGAUCUGUGAUUUCAAUUACUGUUUUUUCCCCUCAUCUGUAGUUAACCAAGAUUGGUUGGAGGGUCAGUGUAAAGGGAAUACUGGAAUUUUUCCUGCAGCCUUUGUGGAGGAAGUUCCACCCAGCAUCCAGUAGUUUGAAUAAAAUCUUGAACACGGAAAAGCAUCCUGAAUAAAGCGAGUGAGUAAUCCAGAGAAGAAGACAAGCACCCCAAAUCAAAAGCUUUUUUAUAACCAGUUAAGUAAAACUCACAGUUAGUCUAUUAAAAGGAAACUUUUGCAAAGCAUUUUAAAAAUCCAGUAGCCGUCAUUUUUUAGUAGAAAUGUAAAGCAGACAUCAGUAGAUUAUUUGACAAUUAAAUGGUCUACGGUUGCAGCACUAAAAUAUCAUAUUUUGUCAUUAGAAUAAACACAUUUUUAUAGGUUGAUGCAUGAAUGGAAAACUCAAAAAUAUUGUAAUUCAUGUGAAACGGUUUAAUCAGUAUGUACAACCUACAUCAGUUAACAGCAGUAUACAUUUAAAAGCUGGUAGUGCAAACUGGCUUAAUUAAAUAAUCAUCUGUAGACUCUGUGUAUCAGUGUUCAAUCAUGAAAGAGAAGUUCCCUCCUCUUCGUAGGCGAUAGCUAUUCCUUUCCUGCCCUUCACCGCCUUCACCACUGGGGUCUCCCCCAACUUCUGCUCCAAACCCUUCCAGCUCCGCUCUGCCAGGAAAGAUGCUGAAAAGAGGCAAAAAGAAAUCUUUGAAGGAAUGUGACAUAUUUAUAAAUGUAAGACAUGCUAACUUGUUCAAAGUGUAACCAAGUUUUACAUGUGUGUGAUAUUCUACAAUUAAAAGUAUUUAAGACAAGGAAA